AUGUGCCGAACCAUCAUCCUCCUCGUGCUUGCCGCGGGGGCAGAAGCCGUGAAGGCCCUCAAGGGCACUCGGCUGGCCAGCAACGUGGCGCUCAACCGCACCUUCGACUCGCCAGUGCCAAAGGAUGUAUCUGACCUUGAGACGACGGUGCAUGAGCUUCUCCAGCAAGAUGCUACGCCCUCGCUGGCAAACUUUGCAAAGCAGUUGGAGAAGAUCAUCGAAGAUGAAAUGAUGGCCGCCGUCAAGAAGGUCAAGGCCUCCUUGCAGACAGAGCUGGACGGACACUACGCAAGCGGUUACGACAAGUGCGAUACUUCAAUGCAGGGGAGCACGGAGGUCAGCACCAAGAGCAGCACUUUCUCAAGCGCAGCCUCGCAGCACUCCACGUGCCGCAAGGAAGAAGGCGAAGCAGAGACGGCCAAGUCCACGUGCGACAAGGAAGAAGCAGACUUGCUGUCCGAGAAGGAGAAGCUCUGCAAAGUGGUGUCAGACUACAACGCCAUCAACAAUGGAAACUGCGCCAAGCAGAGCGGAGAGACCUACGUCACCUACACACGCAGGCUGAAGGAAUUCUAUGAGGCCGAAGAGAAGAAGGGUAUCGCAGCCGAGGAGGCCUGCAAGAAAGCCACGGCUUCUUACCUGGAAAUUUUUGGGACAUGA
This is a messenger RNA of Symbiodinium pilosum, 660 nucleotides long. The record is from the annotation of a GenBank genome assembly. Lineage: Eukaryota; Dinophyceae; Suessiales; Symbiodiniaceae.